Molecule: messenger RNA, 669 nt
Organism: Dermatophagoides pteronyssinus (European house dust mite)
Lineage: Eukaryota; Metazoa; Arthropoda; Arachnida; Sarcoptiformes; Pyroglyphidae
Product: small ribosomal subunit protein uS11A-like
Biological process (GO): translation
Cellular component (GO): ribosome
Molecular function (GO): structural constituent of ribosome
Source: RefSeq, a predicted model, not a curated record
CCAGCUAGCUACAAAGUUUCCUGUUCGUUCUUUUCGCCGUGUGUGUGUCUGUGUUUGUGUUUGACUGUUUUGUUUGAUUUUUUCAUUUGUUUAUCAUCAAAAUUCUUCAAGAAUAAUGUCGAAACGUAAAGGAAAAGCAAAGGAAGAAGCUCCAAAUGUUCAAUUGGGUCCACAAGCAUUGGAUGGUGAAAAUGUAUUCGGUGUGGCUCAUAUUUAUGCAUCAUUUAACGAUACUUUUGUUCAUGUAACCGAUUUAUCGGGCAGUGAAACAUUUGCCCGUGUAACUGGUGGUAUGAAAGUAAAAGCUGAUCGUGAUGAAUCAAGUGCAUAUGCCGCUAUGUUAGCCGCUCAAGAUGUUGCGGAAAAAUGUCGAUCAUUAGGAAUUAAUGCUUUGCAUGUAAAACUUCGUGCCACUGGUGGUACUAAAACCAAAACACCCGGACCAGGUGCACAAAGUGCUUUACGUGCUUUAGCACGUUCGGGUAUGAAAAUCGGUCGUAUUGAAGAUGUAACACCAAUUCCACAUGGUGGUACACGAAGGAAAGGUGGUCGUCGUGGUAGAAGAUUGUAAAAUCAUCUAAUAAUUUUUUUCAUUUUUGAUUUCCUCAAAAAAAAACAACAACUUGUAUUUUCUAAAAUCGAAAUAAAAAAAAAAUUCAACCCGAAAAA